Molecule: messenger RNA, 2844 nt
Organism: Nematostella vectensis (starlet sea anemone)
Lineage: Eukaryota; Metazoa; Cnidaria; Anthozoa; Actiniaria; Edwardsiidae
Product: integrin alpha-X
Exons: 2
Coding region: 50-874 (274 amino acids)
Source: RefSeq, a predicted model, not a curated record
UGUUCUUAUGGAGUUAACCAUAGGCUUAGCCUAAGCACGCGGCAUAACAAUGGCGGUCGUCCGAUAUCUAGGUCUUCUUCUAAUACUUGCGUUCUUUACAGGGCUGGGAAAGGGUGACAUUUGGGAGACAGCGGGUGACGAUACAUGGCUUAGUAAGCGCAUACAGAUAGCAGAGAGAGUUCCACCACAUAUGAUCACAGCACAAAGAAUUCAGCGAUUCUUUAUCAUCGAUGAACCCGACGAUCCGAGUACUCACCGAAUACUCCGUAGAGCACCCGAGUUUCCGGGAGCCAGUCGGACGAAGCGUGAUGUAAAAGCGUCGUUCUAUGACGUAAUAUUUGCAGUUGACAGCUCUGGGUCUAUAAAAGAGACAGGUUUUAGAGCGGGAAUAAGAGCAUUGCGUAUCCUCAUCUCACGCGCCAAGCCAACGACUAUCUACUCAGCAGUUUCAUAUUCUGAGCAUGCGCACAUUGAGUUUUCAUUCAAAAGUCCCAAGGAAGCCGUGUCGCUCCUACACAGUGCCCGUUUCCUGGGAUUCCGAACAAAUACCCAAGACGCAUUGCGGGAAUGCAGGAAUUUAUUCACCAAUAAGACAUCGGGAGUGCGCAUGCGCAGCCACAAGAGGGUGCUGAUUGUUACUGACGGGCGCUCAAAUGUUGAUAAAGAGCUGACUUUGUACCAGGCCUUCCAGCUUAAGCUUAUGGGUGUAGAGGUGUUUGUAGUCGCUGUUGGAAAGUACAUAGAAGGGAUUGAGGAGAUCUUAGGAAUGGCAAGUUCAUUUGAAAAGCACCUCUUUCGUGUCGAGUCACUUGCGGGAUUCGCGCGGGUCGUUAGGAUGAUUCCACCAUGGCCUUACCGCUCCCGAGGAAACUAAGAUAGAGUGACUGACCGAGACUAUGUGCGCUACUCAUUGCGUGACAUAUAUUAUAAUGGAAGUGUAUCGCGUGACCAAUUUUUCGUGCCAUAGGUAUUGCGUGACCAAUUUAGCUUACAAUAGGUAUUGCGUGACAGAGACUACGUCUGUUAUGAGUAUUCCGUAACAUAAGGCUACCAUGCGACUGUAGCCUAGUCAUUUGGCCGUUCUUACCCUUGCUUUUGUUUUUGUUUUUUCUGUACCAAGUAGGAGAUUAUCAUAUCAAGAAAAUUUAGCCAAAAAUUGUCGUUUUUCCCAGGCGCGGUCACUUCCAUAUAAAGAAACUAAUAUAUUCCUUAUUUGGAAAACCUGCACGGUUUUCCGUGCAGGUGCUUCGCAAACUUUGUAAAUUGUAUUCAGAAGGGAAAAACAGUGGCUGUGGCCAUCUUUAAUUAAUGGAGGAAGCCUCUGAAAAGAAACUAAAAUUCCUCGGUACCAGACCGCUAAAACGACAACGGUUCCUUCAUAUGAUUACAGUAAAUAACCAAUCAAUGGCGUAUGCGUUUGAAAAGCUCACACAAAUAGAUGACUGUUUAACUUUUUUCUACAUCAGCAACCCAAUGGUCCACGCUUGGGCGUAUAACACAUAGCGCAGACGUCAUUAUAUAAGCAGAAAGCUUACGGUCCCCACAGGAAUAAUGAUAUGGCGGGGGUUGGAUACAACCCCCGCCAUAUCAAAUGGGUUAUGCACAUGGCUUGUAGGGGAGGGGAGGGGGGCGGGUUUGACUCCAGGUUGUUGUCUGUAUGGGGUAGGGCAUGGUCAUUUCUGAUAUGCAUGUCUUUUCCAAUUAGGGUAGGCAUAUCAAUAUUUGGGUGACCUUAAAACCCGCUCGGUCAAUCUCUUGGAGGCCUGGGUCUAAGGACUUUAUAGGAUUAGUAAAAUAAUAUUUGACCAAGCGAGCAAGUUUUGCUUAAUAAUUUUUGCCUGGAGUCUCAAAUUUACAAAAAUCAGUAUUUUUUACCAUCAUAUCAAACAUAUUCCCCAAGGAUAGUUUCCUUCGUAUGUAUUGCCUUAUAUGGUCAUUGAUGCCCAUAUUUAGAAGAGCUAAAGUUUUCCCGCUCCCUGAUCUCCAGAAAAUAUGGUGAAAAAUGCUGAUUCCUGUCAAUUUGAGACUCGUGGCAAGAAUUUGUCCAAAAACACCUGACAGCUCGGUCAAAUUUUUAUCUCACUAAUCUUGAAAAGCCCUUAGACCCAGGCCUCCCAGAGAUUGACCGAGCGGGUUUGAAGGUCACCCAAAUAUUGAUAUGGUUUUCUGGAGAUCGGGGAGCUGGGAAACUUUAGCUCUUCUAAAUAUGGGCAUCUAUGCUCAUAUAAGGUAAUACCUACGAUGAAAAAUAUCUGUGGGGAAAAUGUUUGAUAUGGGCUACGAGCCCAUGUGCUGCCACCCAUGUACCAAAACAAGUGUGAUAUGUACGUGUUUUCCUGUAUAUAAAGAAUUUCCUCCGCCCUAUAGUUCGACAAAGUAAUAUAAGUUGAAGUAGGGAAGUUCGUUUAAAAAAACAUAUAUGCUCUACUAUUUUAUUAUAGCUCUUCUUAUACACACCCAUAUAGGUACGAACUGCUUCGCCUAGUAUGCACAUUAAUUAAUAAACGUGAGUUAGUUUGUGUGCACUGUCAGUGAAAAUGGGACCACAGACCAGCGUUUUCCCUGGAACUCGGUAAGGAUUGACGUCUUUAUCUCAGGAAAAAAAGUGCAGUUUUAAGUACCCGAUGUAUAGAUGUCUGGGUUAUUAUAGACAGAAAUGCAAAGCUCAGCUGUACUAGUGUACUUACUAUCGAUAGUAAGCAAGCAAGGCUCAGGCCUUUAAAAUGAAAAUCAAGCAAGAAAAGAGCACCGCAUUCGUCUUUGAAGAAAACAAUGAGAGUAGCAAAACUGACUGAUAAAAAAGAGGAACAAAGCCUCUCCCCACGCAUAUCAAUAAAAUUUAGC